This is a messenger RNA of Periophthalmus magnuspinnatus, 2782 nucleotides long. RefSeq names its product MAPK activated protein kinase 3 (gene mapkapk3). The coding region runs from base 1282 to 2490 and encodes 402 amino acids. Gene Ontology annotation, biological process: intracellular signal transduction; toll-like receptor signaling pathway; protein autophosphorylation. The transcript has 12 exons. Gene Ontology annotation, molecular function: calmodulin binding; calcium-dependent protein serine/threonine kinase activity; calcium/calmodulin-dependent protein kinase activity. NCBI's taxonomy places the organism in Eukaryota, Metazoa, Chordata, Actinopteri, Gobiiformes, Gobiidae. The record is from RefSeq and is a predicted model, not a curated record. Gene Ontology annotation, cellular component: cytoplasm; nucleus.
ACCCAUCUCUAAAACCUCUGGCCUCAUGGGUGACAGACCUGCUCCAAAGGACCAGUUUUGUGCAAAGGUGGAUCUCCAGAGGCAUCCCCCCUGUUUUCUGGAUUAGUGGGUUCUUUUUCCCCCAAGCCUUUCUCACUGGAACCCUCCAGAAUUACGUCCGAUGUUCAAGCACCUCCAUUGACACAAUCGGAUUUGAUUUUGAGGUAAUACCUAAAUCUGUGUCAGAGAUAAAGGAGAAACCAGACACAGGCUGCUAUAUCCACGGACUAUUCCUGGAGGGGGCUCGCUGGGAUAAUAAGGAAGGUCGGCUUGCACAGUCCAGGCCCAAAGAGCUUUACACUGAAAUGGCUGACAUAUGGCUUAUUCCAGUGCCUAAUCGGAGCCCACCAACAUCAGGCGUCUAUGUGUGCCCCAUCUACAAGACCCUCACACGUACUGGAACUUUGUCCACAACGGGACAUUCUACGAACUAUGUGAUGGUUGUGGAGCUGCCAACUGACCAGACUCAGAGGCACUGGAUCAAACAGGGAGUGGCCCUCAUCUGUGCUUUAGAUUACUGAAUAUUUUCUCAAACUAUUUCAUAUUAACACAUUGUUACCAUUGUUUUCUGUAUAAAUUAAUCCAUUUAAGUAGAGGUAGCCAAAUGGUGGGUAUUACUACAUUAUAGAAACUUGUUUAGUUUAUUGUAAUCCUUCUACACAAGUCACAAAACAAAAAGUACACGCGUAUUUACUUUGACUAAAUAAAAUAAAAGUAUUUCCCAAAAUAAAAAUCAGUCUAUAUGAUUGAAAAUGCCAAAAUAUCCUGUAAUGUUUAAAUCUAAAUUUUUAAAAGAAUUCAUAUUAUUUAGUUCUGGAUUACUGGAGUUUUAUAUUUAACAGAAAUGACUCGGCUCCUUUAAGGCGGUCACCUAUGUCCAGUUCAGAAGUUUGAGGAGGGAGGCGCUUCAAACACAGACUCAGACUUUGACAAGAGAAACAGAGACCGCUGCGUCAACCAGCGGAACUAACUUAGAAACCCCAGAGUCAUUUGGAUUUUAAAUGGGUUUAAGCGUUUAUUUGUGAGGGAUGGAGACAUUUGUCACUCUGUUAUGAUUUAAGGAACAGACAAAAACAGGUCAUGAAGUCAGCCUAGUGCUUAUUUGAACACUGGGUCCUGACCUGCGGGACAGCGCACGGAUUCCCGUCAGUGUUUUUGUGCGGACGGACUCAUCACUGCGGGUGAAUUUUUCCGCACUUUAUUCCCACGAGCAGCCCACGGCCGGGUUCAUCCAGUGGAAAUAUGUUGCAGAAUGGAAACGAAAAACAGAAGCCUUCACAAGUGGCAAAACCCGAGACUCAAGAAGACAACUCUAAAGAGAAGCCCGCGGCGGACAGAACGGACGCGGCGGACGCAGACGGAGCGCACUGCCCCACAGCGCAUCCCAGAGUGGAAAUAAAGCGCAACGCCGUCACGGACGAUUACACUCUGUCCACUCAUGUCCUGGGACUGGGCAUCAACGGGAAAGUCCUCGAGUGUUACAACAAGAAAACAGGACAGAAGUGCGCACUCAAAAUCCUCUAUGACAGCCCCAAAGCCCGACGUGAGGUGGAGCUUCACUGCCGGGUGUCAGGAGGCCCGUACAUCGUGCGCAUCCUGGGCCUGUAUGAAAACAUGCACCAUGGGAAGAAGUGCCUCCUCAUCAUCAUGGAGUGUAUGGAAGGUGGAGAGCUGUUCAGUAGAAUCCAGGCCAGAGGAGACCAGGCCUUUACAGAGAAAGAGGCAUCUGAGAUCAUGAGGGACAUCGGCACAGCAAUCAACUACUUACACAGCAUUAACAUUGCACAUAGAGACAUUAAACCAGAAAAUCUCUUAUACACAUGUAAGGAAAAGGACGGCGUUCUAAAACUAACCGACUUUGGGUUUGCAAAAGAAACAACGCUCCACAACCCACUCCAGACGCCCUGUUACACGCCGUACUACGUUGCUCCAGAGGUUUUAGGUCCAGAGAAGUACGACAAGUCAUGUGACAUGUGGUCACUGGGGGUCAUUAUGUACAUUCUUCUCUGCGGCUUCCCACCAUUUUACUCAAACACGGGCCAGGCCAUCUCACCGGGCAUGAAGAGACGCAUCAGGAUGGGCCAGUACGAGUUUCCAAACCCAGAGUGGGCCGAGGUGUCACAGGAGGCAAAAGACUUGAUCAACCAACUUCUGAAAACAGACCCCAACGAGAGAAUGACCAUCACACAGUUUAUGAACCAUCCUUGGAUCAAUCAGUCCAUGGUGGUCCCGUCCACUCCGCUCCACACCACCAGAGUCCUGACUGAAGACAAGGAGCUGUGGGAAGAUGUCAAGGAGGAAAUGACCAGUGCUUUGGCGACUAUGCGUGUGGACUAUGACCAGGUGAAAAUUAAAGAUCUGGACACAUCCAGCAACCCACUAUUAAACAAGCGACGUAAAAAAGCAGCUGCUGGAGGAAAGAGCGGCUCCUCUGUUUGUCAGAGUCAAUAGACUCUGCUGCAGAGGAGUCAAUGGACAUGUGUUAAACAUGCAUGUUUAAGAAGAUGAAUCUACAUUAUUUUUAUGUAUUUGAAUCCGUUGCUGUUUGUACCCUGGGUGCUGUGUGUUGUGACACUGUGUCGUGUACAAAUAGCCUGUGUGAAGUUAUUUUGUAUGAACAUACUGUGUAAAUUUGACACAGGCAGAAAUUUGGACUGUGAAAAACUCUCUGUAUUGUCUUAAUAUUGUCAGCUGUUGAUCGCCUUUAUCAUUAAAGUCCAACUUGUGUCAAGUUAAUUUAUGU